Molecule: messenger RNA, 2147 nt
Organism: Ostrinia furnacalis (Asian corn borer)
Lineage: Eukaryota; Metazoa; Arthropoda; Insecta; Lepidoptera; Crambidae
Gene: STUB1
Product: STIP1 homology and U-box containing protein 1
Exons: 7
Coding region: 167-1030 (287 amino acids)
Biological process (GO): protein polyubiquitination; cellular response to misfolded protein; protein quality control for misfolded or incompletely synthesized proteins
Cellular component (GO): Z disc; cytoplasm
Molecular function (GO): ubiquitin protein ligase activity; protein-folding chaperone binding
Source: RefSeq, a predicted model, not a curated record
UUAAAAACGAAAAAUGCCAAAGUUGACAAAACUGUUUUUCUAGAAAGGAAAAUAUUUUAUUUUUCAUCGCGUACGUGUGUAAACUGAGGUUUUCGCCGUGUAUUUUAUCAUAUAAUGAUAUCUGUGAGACUUUCGUGUAAGAAUAUUUAAGGGAAAUACUUUAAAAAUGAGUAAGCACAUGUAUUCGACCGCAAACUUGAGUGACAAAGAGUUGAAAGAACAAGGAAACCGUCUAUUCAGUCUCAGACGGUUCGAAGAUGCUAUGAACUGCUAUACGAAGGCUAUCAUAAAAAAUCCAUCAGUCGCAACAUACUUCACAAACCGAGCACUAUGCUACUUGAAGAUGAAGCAAUGGGAGUCUACGUGCCAGGACUGCCGGCGAGCGCUGGACAUAGACAACAACCAGGUCAAAGGGCACUUCUUCCUCGGACAGGCCCUGAUGGAGCUGGAGUGUUACGAUGAAGCCAUCAAACACUUGCACCGAGCAAACGACCUGGCCCGUGAACAGAAGCUCAACUUUGGCGAUGACAUCGCCGCCCAGUUGCGUAUAGCUCGCAAGAAGCGGUGGAAUGUUCAAGAAGAGAAACGAAUUUCACAAGAAAUCGAGCUGCAGAGUUAUCUCAAUAGGCUAAUAACGGAAGACAUGCAGCGUAGAAUAGAAGCUAUCAAAUUAGACACUAACAACGAUGAAGACUCUUGCACUAAAGUGGCUAAAGUGGAGGAGGAAUGUAAUAAUUAUUCUAGUGAAUUAAAUAACCUAUUUUCAAAAAUGGAUGAAAGAAGACGGAAACGUGACGUACCAGACUAUCUCUGCGGCAAGAUCAGCUUCGAAAUCCUGAAUGAGCCGGUCAUAACGCCUAGCGGCAUAACGUACGAAAAGAAAGAUAUCGAGGAACAUCUAGAGAGAGUCGGCCAUUUCGACCCCGUGACCAGAGUGAAGUUGACUGCAGACCAGCUCAUACCAAACUUCACUAUGAAGGAAGUGGUAGACGCUUUCCUACAGGAGAACGAAUGGGCUCUGGACUACUAGAGAGUCAAAUGACGUCACUUGCCGAUAGGUCGAAUAAGGAAGGUAGAGGUAAGAUUCAUUUCUGUGUAUGUAAAAGGCGUAAUCAGGCUGGCGCUAGUGUAGCAGGAAGGUAAACGGUUAAACUUUAAAGGAAGUAGUAGGAUAGGUAAGUAAGCAAAGGAAUAAAACUGUAUACUGCAGUUUAAAUCACUCAAGCUAGUCACAUAUAAAUUUUUAAUACAGCGCACUUCGCUUCAUCUAAAUAUAAGGGUUCCGUUUUUUGCCAUUUGGCUACGGAACCCUUAAAUGUCAUACUCUUUUGCUGCUCUAGCGUCAAUCUAGUUUUUUAAACUAUUACUUACAGCUAGCUUUUUAGACAGAUUCAUAUGAUUACUUGUACCUCUACCCUCCUUAGCCUUGAUAGAAUUUUAUAUGUUCACUUGAUGUACACUUGACAGCCAAUGGCUACCUUAUGUGUUUAGGAAUAAGGUACAACCUGUCAAGUAUGUAUUUACUCGAUGUGGCUGUACAGAUACUGUUAAAGUCGAACGGGCUUUCUAGUACUGACACUUGGACUGUCGUUCAAGCGCCCAUAAAUAAUAAAAACUUAAACGUUAUCUUUUCUCUUCGGGUACAAAAUAAAAGAAAGCUCGUUCGUACUUUAGUAUAGUACUAUAGUAAGCAUGAAUAAAGUGACUACUAAGUCGCCCAGAUUUGCCCUAAGUUAGUGAGAUUUGGACCCAAUUUCUGUGGUGUUCGAUACUAAAGUUCGUCACCUGGAUUUUUGUCUAGAUCUGCGAUGUAAACUCACGCGGUUUACAUCGAAAUGCUGUAGUCGGACGACUUAUGUAUUUGGGAAAACCCAACAAUCAAUUAAAUUUUGUUAUUGUAAUGAAGCAAAACCUUCGAUUGUAGUUUGAAAAGUUUUGCUUUAUUUAAAUAACAAAUAGGUUUUUCUUUAGCAAGUGAUAAAGUAUAAUUUAAAACUGUUAAAUAUUUUAUUGCCAUUAGAGUUCAAAAUGUAUCAUUUCACAUUUUCCGAUGUUUUAGAUUCAGAUAUUGGUCACAUACACAGUCCAUUGCAUAUAAAACGUCUUUCUCUAUAAAUCCAAAGAUUUCUCUUUUAGAUGGCACUACA